UCAAAGACAUAGCCAAGUUUAACCAUUGGAACAAUCAACUCGCCUAAAUUCCUAAUCAGAUCCUAAUUUCCCAAUUGUUUAAACCCUAACUCCUAAAUCAGACCUUGACACACUGAAAAUCGACCUAUCUACUCCAAAAAUCAGCACUCCGGCGGCAUCCGGCAGAAGGUUUGCUCCAACGUACGCUGUCUUGCAAUCCGCGGCACAACUGACCUUCAUCCUCUGUUAUGAUGAAUAGAGCAAUGCCAGAGCAGGUGGUGAUUUUUUCUGAGGAUUCUUCCCCUGAUGCAGAUGAUGAUGUUCAAGAGUGCAAGCAGCCAAAUGCAGAUUAUACAAUGGACCAACCUUCCCAGAAAUUAACAUCUGAUGGAAUGCAAAUGGCUCGUGUACACAUUUGUGCACUUACUGGAAUGCAUAUGAAAUUGCAAGCAUGGGCAUCACAUUUUUCAGACGUGGGCUGCAUUUGGGUUGUAUUUUGUGUACAGAACUUGUAUCUAUGUAAAGAUAUUUCCAUCCGAGACCUUAUAGAGAUUCAUCUGUCUGUGGUAGCUCCAUUUAAUGUUAUAGAAACUAACAUGCAUCAAGAGUUCUCUUUCUUCUUUUGCUAUUGUCAAAUAAAGUGGGCGGUUUCUUUGUUUCCAGGGGAGGGGCUGGAGAUUUUCUGAUCCCUUGGCAUUGCAGCACGAACAUGAUCCCUGUCGAACAAAUUAUGUUAUUUAUAGUCAAUGGCAGUGGUUAUAUGUUAGUUGAACAACCCCCCCCAACCCACACGCACAAAAAAGAAAAAGGAGAAAAAAGGAAUAAAAGAAAUCCACGUUAAAAUGACAGGUUUACCUUUUUUCAGUUUUAAUGUGUGUUGGAGGGCUGUAUCUAUGUAUUUAGAUGCUAGACGACAUCGUCCUCCAAAACUGUGUCGCAAGUCAGUUAAGAUUGGACUUGUUUUGUCAAUGUCAGCAUUAUUAUUGCUUCAAAUAUUUACCGUUGUGACUGCUGAAGGCAAAAGCAUCAAUUGAUGUUGUGAUCUUUAAGCUUCCUGCAUGUUUACCUGUCUUUCAUGAAAUACAAGAUCACAGUUUAUUGUGUUCUAAUUCAUCGAAAUACAUAAACUGUACUUUGCUAUGUAGAUUUGCUGCUCAGAAGAGCAGAAGUGUACCAAGAAUACAUGAACCUGAUCCCUGUCCCAACUCUGCGAGGCUCCCUUAUUCCCUUUACCUCGUGGAUAGGACUGGGCCGAUCCAUGAAGCAGCUAUAUGGACAACCUCUACACUACCUCACCAAUAUUAGCUUAAAACAAUGGGAUCAGUCCAGGAUUGGAGCCAAAAACGAACAAAUUCCAUUGGAUACCUUAAUCCAUCCUUGUAAGGCCGAAGCCAGCAUCUGGCUCAUGGAAGAGUUUAACCGACUUACAACAUCUCAUCAUCAUCUUGCUAAACUCUGGCUAGCUGAUCCCAUGCAUCAUGCUUUGAUCG
Messenger RNA from Olea europaea var. sylvestris, 1469 nucleotides. RefSeq names its product protein RDM1-like. Gene Ontology annotation, cellular component: RNA polymerase V complex; nucleus. Bases 228 to 665 code for a protein of 145 amino acids. Lineage: Eukaryota; Viridiplantae; Streptophyta; Magnoliopsida; Lamiales; Oleaceae. The transcript is spliced from 3 exons. The record is from RefSeq and is a predicted model, not a curated record.